Molecule: messenger RNA, 3921 nt
Organism: Oryzias latipes (Japanese medaka)
Lineage: Eukaryota; Metazoa; Chordata; Actinopteri; Beloniformes; Adrianichthyidae
Source: RefSeq, a predicted model, not a curated record
AAACGUGGCAUUGUCUGAAGUUCCCUCCUUCUUCCACUGUUGGUUUCCCCUUAAUUUUCUGUUUUCCCCGUGUUCCUUGCUUCCUUCCUUUCUGCCUUGUGACCAAGUCUUGGAUGGCUCAUUUCACCGACAGACUUCACAGACAGGCAAACUUUAACCUUCUCCCUUUUUCUUGGACAGGAGUUGCCACCAUGCUGUCUGGGACCCUCCCCAUCGCAGAGAGCCUUUCUGCAUCUUUAUCCAGUGUUACUGUUGUCCUGUUUCUCAUCGCUCUUGGCCUCAUGGCCAUCAGAGUUCAGAAAAGCCGUAGCUCUCCCUUCAAUGUGAAAGAUGACUCCCACCUGGACCUCACAGCGUUCCCCUCUCCUCCUGGCCCUACACCGUGGCCCAUUGUUGGAAACCUGUUCCAGAUGGGGAACCAGAUGCAUCUUUCUUUAACGCUUUUAAGAGCCAAGCAUGGAGAUGUUUUCAAGUUGCGUCUGGGUUCACUACCUGUUGUUGUCCUUAGUGGUUAUAACACCAUCAGACAAGCACUGGUCCGUCAGGGAGAGGACUUUGCUGGUCGACCUGAGCUCUUCACCUUUUCUGCAGUAGCUGAUGGGACCAGUAUGACUUUCAGUGAGAAGUUCGGGCCUGCAUGGCUGCUCCAUAAGAAGUUGUGUAAGAACGCUUUAAGAUCUUUCUCCCAAGCGGCGCCUAGAGGAUCUGGGGCCACCUGCCUCCUGGAGGAGCACGUGUGUGCUGAGGCUGCUGAGAUGUUGGAGAUGAUCCGGGAACAAUCUGCAAAAGUGGAGCUUGACUCUGAGAUGACAGACGGGGCUUCUAAAGGUGUAGACCCAGUGAAGCCCCUGGUGACCUCCGUGGCAAACGUUGUGUGUGCCCUGUGCUUUGGAAAAAGGUAUGACCACAACGACAAGGAGUUUCUCACAAUUGUCAACAUCAACAAUGAGGUCCUAAAGCUCUUUGCUGCAGGGAACUUGGCUGACUUCUUCCCUGUCUUCCGCUACUUUCCGAGCUUAUCUCUGAAAGAGCUUGUUCAGUACAUUCGCAGAAUGAAUGGAUUCAUGGAGCGCAGGAUAGAGGAACACAUGCACACCUUUGAUAAGAAUUACAUCCGGGACAUUACAGACGCCUUGAUAGCUCUUUGUGAGGACAGAGAAAAGUCUAAGGAGAUGAGUCUGCUCUCCGACACUCAGAUCAUUCACUCCGUCAUAGACAUCUUUGGUGCAGGGUUUGACACCAUCAUUGCUGGGUUACAGUGGAGCCUUCUCUAUCUCAUUAAGUUUCCUGAUGUCCAGCGGAGAAUCCAUCAGGAGAUAGAUGAACACAUUGGUUCAGCAAGAAUGCCUAAUUUUUCUGAUAAAUCCAAGAUGCCUUUUACUGAAGCAUUCAUCUAUGAGGUGUUUCGUCAUGCUGCAUAUGUCCCUUUCACCAUACCUCACUGCACUACAAGACACACUACUCUGAAUGGCUACUUCAUUCCAAAAGACACUUGUGUUUUCAUCAACCAGUAUCAAGUCAAUCAUGAUAAAGAUCUGUGGGGUGAUCCGGAACAAUUCUGCCCUGACCGCUUCUUGGGUCAUUCCGGACAACUUAACAAGGAGCUGACAGAGAAGGUACUCAUCUUUGGAAUGGGAAAGAGGCGCUGCCUUGGUGAUGGCUUUGCCCGUUUGGAAAUGUUUGUCUUUCUUGCCACUCUGCUCCACGGACUGCGCAUAGAAAAUGUUCCGGGUCAGAAGCUGGAUCUAGGCACCGAUUUUGGUCUAACCAUGAAACCCCACCCGUACAAAAUUACAGUUUCCUCCAGAUUCACAGAAAUGUAAUGUGCUUAAAUGUAGUCAAUACAUUAGAGUUUUCUUUUUAAGGGAAAACUCAAAUGUAAAGGAAAAUGUUAACUGAAAAAAGUCUUGAUGUUCUCACCAUAUUCUUUGUGAGUCACUCAGUGUCUUACUAUGCACCUUAGGAAAAUGUGAGAAAUCUCCUUUCAUCCACAUUGAAAAUGAAUGUAAUUUGAUCAUAUUUCCACAUUUUAAAAUUUUUUCCAAAGUUAUUGCCUAAAUGAAAAGAUUUAGAGAAACACAUAUGACAGAAGUCUUUGUCAUUGUCACCUCUAAUGUUUUUUUCUGUUUCUUGGCUCAACUUUUCACUGCUCUUUCAUCUGUAAAUGCCCUACUUUUAAAAAACCCUGGCUUUUGCACGAUCACAAAUUAGAUCAGAGAAGUCCAAUUCUAUGAGUAAAUCAAAGGUUGAUUGAAUCUUCUCUAAGCUUGAUAUCUUUUAAAAGCACUGAAAGCUGCUGUGAUACAGAAGACCAUUGCUGUUGUUUGCGUUUAUACUGCAGCAUUGGUUGUGCAGUCCGGUAGUUUUCGGUGAUGAGCUUCCUUUUGCGACAUUUACCCGCCUCCACAGCAGAGGAGACUAAGCUGGCUUUGUAUGUCAAAGAAAUGUCGAAGAAGCUGUUAUGCAAAUAAUAUGCUCCUGUUGUUUCAUAAUUGCACAUUUUCCAAGCAACUGAAGGCUAUGCUUUAGCUUAUGCUGAUGUGUUUAGUAUUUAGAUCAGGGGCACAUCAAAUGGUGCAAUUGGCUCUAAAAUUAGAACAAAAGCCACAGUUUUUAAAAAAAAAAGUCAAAAAUGUUCUGUUCUGUUACAAAAAGGGUUAAUUCAAAUAUACACCAAGUGUGUCAAAAGAUUUAUAACCCCUAUUGUAACUGUAAAAUAUGUUUAACACAAGAGGCACUCAGCUCUCAUUUGUUUUCUCAACUGUUGGACAGGACAAGUAAAAAAUAAAAAAAGUUUUAAAAUAUCUAUUAAUUUUCAAUUGAAAUGUUUUCAUCCAGAUUCCAUGUUAGUUCUGUCUCUUGUGAGUUGGAUUACUAAAACACUCGUGUGGCCCACCAGUCGAAAAGUUUGCCCACCCCUGAUUUAGAUCAUGUUAACAGUAGUUUUAAAAAAAAUCCCAAAUAAUAUUAGAUUUCUCUUUAUUCUGUCACUCUGCCAAGUCUACUUCACUCAUUCCUCCUUUAGUAAAGCUUCAAGUCUACACACAACACAAACUAUUGAGUAAAUUCACUGUUAAUCAUUUCAACUUCCCUCAAAGUUUAGAAGCUAACUCAAUAAAUGUUACCAUUUGAUAUGCUGCACAUUUAGAAAGGUUACUUGUUGUUUGUCCUUCUCAUCCCCUGACGCUGCACCAUCUUCAAGUCUUAGCAGAAAUGGUCUGUACAGUAAAAAAAAGGCAGUUUUACGGUAAUUAGCUAAAUAUAAUGGCAGCAGAUGUGAGAUCCAGAAAGGGCUAAAGCAAAACAACCUGAGAAACAUUAAACUUGCUGUUUCAGCAGUGUUGUUCAAAACUACAUUACACAGACAUGGGUACAAGGAGACUUAAAAGUGGUCAAAAAUGGUUUUGAAGUUGGGGAACAUUUCAGCUCAUUGAGAAUCUGGCUCCAGUGAGCAGAUUGCAGUUUGCAAUAUCCACUGUGUGUCCUCAAGAAUGUGGGUUCUUCCACCCACCAAAGCACAUCAAGACUUUCAGCGUCUUUAACUUUUUGCCAAAAUAACUGACAUGUAAGAAAGAUCUUCAGUUAUUUACUUGUUGGCAUUGUUGCAAAAAUAUAUUGGUUCGGCAUUACCUGUUUUUUUUGUUUUUUUUAAUGUUGAAGUAAAUCUUUUUUAAUAAGAUUUUUAUAAUUUUCUCAUCAUUGUUGCUUUCUUAACCAUCACAUGCAUUCAGGUAUAUAGUUUUUAUACACAAUGUAAAAUCUCUGAACAUUUUUUAACAGCACUGAUUAUUACUUUCUGGUCAUGUAUGAAGUUGAUCCUCUCAACACUUUGUUUUGAUAUUGUCAAAAAUUAAAACUAAAACAAAAGUAUGAUUUUCUAUAAUCUGACAAAUAAGAAUAAAUACAUUUUAUAGAAAUUUG